Penicillium longicatenatum is the source of this 1149-nucleotide messenger RNA. RefSeq names its product TatD family hydrolase. The record is from RefSeq and is a predicted model, not a curated record. The coding region runs from base 1 to 1149 and encodes 382 amino acids. The transcript has a single exon. Gene Ontology annotation, molecular function: hydrolase activity, acting on ester bonds. NCBI's taxonomy places the organism in Eukaryota, Fungi, Ascomycota, Eurotiomycetes, Eurotiales, Aspergillaceae.
AUGUCAACCGAUCAUGAGUUCCCCUGGGAUAUCGGCAUCCACGAUGCUCAUUGCCACCCCACCGACACAAUGGCCUCGACCGCCAUGAUUCCACACAUGAAGGCCCACUCACUGACCGUCAUGGCCACACGAGCAGAAGACCAAGACCUGGUGCAUCAAAUAACCCAAUCUAUCAAUAAACAACACGAAUCAUCCGAGGUAGCAGACCGAAUAAUUCCAUGUUUUGGAUGGCAUCCAUGGUUCUCGCACCAGAUCCUAGAUGACACCCAAACGACAAAUAUAAACUCGCAAGAGCUAUCUUCAGAGCAGAAAGAAGCCCAUUAUACAGCAGUCCUGACACCAUCGCCAGCCGAGGAUCCAGAAUUUUUGAAAUUCUUACCAACUCCAAAGCCCCUUUCUGAGCUUAUCACCGAGACGAGGGAGAGACUGGAAUCGUUUCCCUAUGCCCUCGUUGGGGAAAUAGGUCUGGACAAAUCGUUUCGGCUCCCCAGUCCCUGGACAACAGAGGGACUAGACAAUCGCGAUGACCAGCUCACGCCUGGAUCUCGAGAGAACCGACGACUCUCCCCGUAUAAGGUGAAAAUGGAGCAUCAGAAAACAGUGCUGAAAUCCCAGCUCCGGCUUGCCGGGGAGAUGCAGCGUGCGGUCUCGGUGCACAGUGUACAAGCACACGGAGCCGUGUUUGAUACAUUGAAAGGUCUAUGGGCCGGACAUGAAAAGGUGCUCAUGUCACGACGGGAUCGAGAGAGACGUCGGGAUGCGGAGGGGGCUCUCUCGGGAGAUGAGGAUGCCGAAGAUAUGCAUGAGUCCUCGCCACUGCCGUUUCCUCCGCGCAUUUGUAUGCAUUCUUACUCUGGGCCCGUUGAGCAACUCCGGCAGUUUUUGAACAAGACGAAUCCAUCUGAUGUUUACUUCUCUUUCUCGUGCCUGAUUAACUUCUCUGGGCCAGGGACUGGGAAGGUUGUUGAUGUGGUCAAGAUGCUGCCGGAGGACCGUAUUCUGAUUGAGAGUGAUCUCCACACUGCUGGGCCGUCAAUGGACGAUUUACUGGAGCAGGUGGCUCGUCAGGUAUGUGAGGUCCGGGGCUGGGAGUUGCGGAGGGGUGUACAACAGCUCGCGGAUAAUUGGAAGCGGUUCGUAUUUGGCUGA